ACAUAUUCAGUUACUGCCCUUUGCUCCGUCCCAUUUUUCCCAUUUUGGUAACUAAAUAGUAAAUCCUCUUUGCUUACUGUAGUCUCCUCCUCCUGCUGCUUCUUUUCUCCUGAAAUUGGAGCCAGCUUAGCUUUCAAAAAUCCCUCUCCCUUUUCACUUGAGGUUUCGUUCUUCCUUACUCUCCGGCUUCUCUGAAAUGGAACAUGAUAAUCAUGUCAUAUGCGGUCACAGACUUAGCUUGAUUAGCAUUUCUUUUUUGUUUCUGAUAAUUUCAAGCUGGAUACAGCAGGGAUCCGUCACUGAAGGUAGGGAAGGUGUCAAGAAAACAGGGUUCAGCCAGGCUGGUGAGGACAAGUCAACGGUGAGGGCACAGAUAGGGUCAAGGCCACCAAGAUGUGAGAGAAGGUGCAGCUGGUGUGGCCACUGUGAAGCUGUUCAAGUUCCUACAAAUCCCCAGAUGCAGAAUGCCAAGCGCAAGUCUUCAACCGUAUCCACUGUUGCAUCCGUCAAGGGAGAUGACUAUUCCAACUACAAGCCGAUGAGUUGGAAGUGUAAAUGUGGGAACCUCAUUUUAAACCCCUGAUUUGGUUUCUUUAGAUAUUCAUGGUAAUUGGAAGCCAUUCAUUUUGUCAACCCUUUAUAUAAAUAUAAAUCUUACCUCCCAAUGUGAGGAGACUGAGUAGUCAAGUAUUUCUGCUGUAAUUACUUCAUAUCCCUCUAAAUCUGUCCUCCAUUUCUCUUAUGGCGACAGGUGUUAUUGGUUUAUCUGUUGUGUGAUCUCUGAUUUCAUGAUUCUGUGGGCUUAGGUCUCUGUGUGUGUCUGUGUUGGCGCCAAAAGCCUGUUACCCUUAAUUUCUUUGUUUUGGC
Prosopis cineraria is the source of this 867-nucleotide messenger RNA. Its product is annotated as EPIDERMAL PATTERNING FACTOR-like protein 2. Bases 197 to 583 code for a protein of 128 amino acids. Gene Ontology annotation, biological process: guard cell differentiation; stomatal complex development. The transcript has 3 exons. NCBI's taxonomy places the organism in Eukaryota, Viridiplantae, Streptophyta, Magnoliopsida, Fabales, Fabaceae. The record is from RefSeq and is a predicted model, not a curated record.